Molecule: messenger RNA, 2777 nt
Organism: Scatophagus argus
Lineage: Eukaryota; Metazoa; Chordata; Actinopteri; Scatophagidae
Gene: immt
Product: inner membrane protein, mitochondrial (mitofilin)
Exons: 14
Coding region: 98-2395 (765 amino acids)
Biological process (GO): cristae formation
Cellular component (GO): MICOS complex
Source: RefSeq, a predicted model, not a curated record
CGUCCGAAGAAGAAGCAGAACACGAGAAGUAGAAGAUUAGUCACUGCUCCUGUGAAGGUUAAAUUGACUCGGAUUUGGAAAAAAGUGAUUGAAGAACAUGCUGAGGGCUUGUCUGAAGGGAGCUAAUGCCACAGCCCGGAAGAGCUUCAGGGGAACCCUUCUUACCAAUCUGCAAAGCUGCCGGCACUACACAGCAGGAGAGACCAGUGGUGCAGGAAAAGUGGUUGCUGCUGGCUUGGUGACAGUAGGCGGUGGCAUUGGAGCCACGAUACUCUAUGCCAAAUGGGACCAAAAGUUCAGAACAACCGUGGAGAACAAUGUUCCAUACUCCGAUUGGCUGUUUGGUCUGGCUUUGGGACCUUCUCAAGAUGUCAGCCUUUCCAUACAGAAACAGAUUGAGUUGGCACAGCCUCCCUCUAUGAUGGAAAAACAGGUGAAGGUAUCCAAAGCCAAGUCGGAAAAAAAAGUGAAAGAGGCAUUCGAUCAGCAUCCAGCCAAUGAAACAAGUCCUAUCGUAACGCAGCCUGUGCAGAGCAUAGAGGAAGCUUCGACAGAGGCAACUCAUAUCAUCUCAGCCAUCAGUGAGGUCCCAUCAGUCCCUGCUCCAUGUGACACAGAGGCAGCAGCAGUCAAAGAGGAGUGCAAGGACUGUCACAACCAUAAGAAUACCCCAGUAACACAAGUGGACCCUGACAUGGAGUUACCUGCAGUAACAGAACCACUGAAAGAACGUCCAGUCGACGAAGUAUCCGCUAGAUUGGCUCAACAAGACCAGGAGGAACAGCACAUCCUAACAUCUGUAUCAACCAGUCUUGAAGACUCACUGGCCAGCUCUGCAAAAGCUACACUGCAGGCCAUUGGAGCUCAGGAGGCAGCCCUGCAGGCUAUCACACAACACAUACACAAACUGAAGGAGGCAAUGGAAGCAGAGGUUCCGCCACAGGAGAAGUCAGCCCAGUGGAAGGAUCUAGAAGCUGCCCUUGCUGAUAGAACUUGUGCUGUGAAUGAUGCUGGAAGUGCUCUGUUAAAAGCCAAUGAAACCUUGGACAGUCUCAAGUCACUGAUCGAAAAAUUUAAAGGACUGAAGGUUGCUGCAGUUCGUCCACUGGUUUUAGCAGCAGAGGAGAAUCUCUAUAACAUGGUGGUGGACUUGGACAAAGUGGUCACUAAAGUGCAGUCUGCAGAAUCAGAAGCUAAGAUUGUCUCCCAGUACAGUGAACUGGUUAAUGAAGCCAAACAACAGUUCCAGAGGGAAGUAAGCAGCCUUACUCCAGAGAUUCAGGCCAACUGGAAGGGACUCGCUGGUAAACUGUCAGUAGAUGACCUGAACGCCAUGAUCGCCCAUGCACACCGUCGCAUUGACCAGCUGAAUCGAGAGCUGGCUGAGCAGAGAGUCAGAGAACAGAUCCACAUAGAUGCAGCACUGGAGCAACAGAAGCUGGAGGACCAGAAAAGCCUGGAGAAAGCUGUUAACACCACCCUGCAGCACGCCAAGGAGGAGGCCAGGCUGGAACAGGAGAGAAGGCUGUCUGAACUAAGGGAUGUGAUGGAGGCAGAAAUGAGGACUCAGCUUCGGCGUCAGGCAGCUGCCCACACAGACCAUGUCCAAGAUGUUCUUAAGGUCCAGGAGCAGGAGCUGAGAGCUGAUGCUGAGCAGAUUCUGAGCAGUAAGUUGCUGGAACAGGAGACCCGCAACCGUCAGCUGAGCCAGGAACAGCUGGAUAACUUCACUUUGGAUAUGAACACUGCCUAUGCAAGACUGAAGGGAAUGGAGGAGGCCAUAGACAGCCAUAUGGUGGCAGAGGAGAAGGCCCGUAAAGCUCACCAGCUCUGGCUCUCUGUGGAGGCUCUGAACUACACUUUAAAGACUGCCGACACUGAUUCCCCCACUGUCCCUCUAAAGAGUGCUGCUAAGGCUGUGCAAGACUGCAGCCAUGACAGCGACUUUGCCUUGGCUCUGUCAUUGGCUCUUCCAGAAGAAUCCUUGCAACGUGGUGUGUUCAGUGAGGCUUCUCUUCGUGCCCGCUUCAACUCCUUACGACCACUGGCACGCCGUGUCGCCCUUAUUGACGAUUCUCACAACUCCUUGUACCAGUAUUUAUUGUCUUAUCUUCAAGCUGCACUGCUGUUUGAGGAUAAACAGAAAGUCCCACCUGCCCAGCUGUGCAGUGAGGAUUUAGACCCAUUCAAGAUUCUGUCAUAUGCAAGCUACUGCUUAGAGCAUGGAGAUCUGGAAUUAGCAGCUAAACUGUUGAACCAAUUGAGAGGAGAGGCCAGGAGAGUGGUGGAGGACUGGCUGACUGAAGCCAGACUCACACUUGAAACUAGACAAGUAGUCAGUUUGUUGUCUGCUUAUGCAAAUGCUGUGGGCUUAGGAACCACCCAGACACCAUAGGCUGCCGGUCUCAUUUAUUACAAGAAAAUGUCUUGAGUAUCAGGCACUCAUCCACUGUUGGCUUUGUGUACGAAGGCAGCUGUAUUCAGCUUGUGCUUGCUACAUUGUUGUAUUCCUAGUUAAAGUUAAUUCAAGUUAAUCAGUUGAUGGAUGUUGAAAUGCAAUGCAAGUUUAUUUAUAAGUCACAGUGGACAGUUAUUUGUUAAGAAAUAUAUUCUAGUCUCAUCAGGCCCACAGGUUUGGUUCAUGUAUUUAUUUCUGACAAAUACAAUUUUUUUUUUUUUCAAGUAAUGUGGAAAAUGAUUCCUAAACUGUAUUGAUUUGUCAUGCUGAAGUUUAUUUUGCCAUUGCACAUUACAAUAAAUCAUGAACAAGUAUGCUA